Prorocentrum cordatum is the source of this 1338-nucleotide messenger RNA. Lineage: Eukaryota; Dinophyceae; Prorocentrales; Prorocentraceae. The record is from the annotation of a GenBank genome assembly.
AUGACCGACUGCGUCGGCGCAUCAGAGGGCCCGCCGUCAUGGGCGAACCAAUUGAUGAGCAUUCAAGUCACGGACUCGGUGCAAGGUGCGACCUCGGCAGCCGAAGCACUGCUCAGAGCCGCGGCGAUGGACGCUUCGAACAUGAUUCCAGAUGAGAAGUACAGGAAGGAGGACGAGUCGGCACCGCCGACGCCCAUCGAGGAAAUGCUGGCCAAAGCGUCCGAGGAGAAGAAAUUGCCGACGGAAGCGAACAGCGAAUUCAACCGGUGGUGGGCGAAGGAGCUGGCGGCGAACACGAAGCUCAAGCAAAAUUACAAGCUCGUCGGCAGGGGUUACGAGGCGCAGCGGAAAUUCAAAAUUGAUUGGGCGGGCCAGCGAUCUGUGCAGAUGAAGGAGGAGCGCACGAAGACCUCCGAGUACAGGCAGGUCGAUGGUAUGAGGGGUGAGUACUUGCCGCUCUCGAUACACGUCAAGAAGGAGGGCAACGAUGCGAUGGCAUUCAUUGCGGCGCAGAACUACGUGAAGAAUAUUGCGACCUUUGUUGCCCAAGGCAAGACCUACAAAGGACGGCCCUGGAUUGUCUUCGACAAGCUGUACAACCGCGUCAAGUUUUUGAGGAUCCAGGAGUACUUUGACGAUUCGAACCAGGAGUCCUGGUCUAAGACCACUCAUUUGCUAGAUGAAGGUUCCCGCAUGCACUCGGAGGCGCCGUCUCGGAGCCAGGCCACGGUAGCUUCGUCGGCAUCUGCGGGUCGGGCACCAGCAGGCCCAGCUGCACCUCCAGCUCUCCCAGCGCCUCCAGCGCCUGAAGCAGCUGCAACCGGCCCCCCGGAGGUUCCCGAGCAGAAGAGGAGGAGGGUCGGGACGGCCACCGCGGCGAAGUCCGAAGCCAAGGGCCUCGGCAAGGUCAAAGCGCAGCCCGAGGACGACUCUCGUGCAGCAGCAAAGUCCUUCAAGACGGUCGUUGCGGAGGCGAUGAAGAUCAAGCAGAAGAUGGAGAAGGUCAGCACGGCGGCGUCGGACCUCCUUCAGGCCAUCACCACGCAAAAGGAGUGGCAUUGGGCUAACAACGACGCCAACCUGAAGGACCUGACCACGCAGCAACUCCUUCUCGGCAAACUCAAGACGAAGGACAAGUUCUGGUGCGCGUGGACCGUGCAGUCUGACUGGGCCAAGAAUGUCAAAGUGACAUACUCCGAGCCGACCAUCGAGUCGAACUUGCAGGAGGGCCUCCCAGCGAUGCAGACAGCCAUCAACGAUCUGAACGCCCAGAUCACACUGUUGAAGGACAUGCACCAGGCCAGGCAGAAUAUGAUGAUCAAGCGCUCCGCGGACUAG